UUGUCAUUUUGUCAAUAACAGCUGUAUGUGUUUCGCUGUAAUCGAUUUCUCCGUCAGUGAUUUUCGAAGUUAAUGUUUAUUGUUUGAAAAAUUUGUCUUGGAACACUAUGAUGAUGAUAUUGUAAAUUAUCUGUAUAGGAAAAACUUCAGCUGAUCGUGUUAGCCGAAUUUGUAGGAGUAGAGCAGAAAUAUGUUCUCCAUCAAAACACCCCGUAUCCAGCAGAAGGAUCUCCAGUGUCUCAAUGGCUGCGGAUUCUACGGAAAUGCUCAGUGGGAUGGGCUCUGUUCGAAAUGUUAUCGCGAACGCACGAUAAAGGAGCGACACAUCAAGCAAUAUCGCCACGUCAAACAUGGAAACCAAUCAUCAUCUGGGAGGAAACAUGACCCACAUAUUUUCCAUUCUGGACACCAUUCACAACAACAGGUGGAAUCCGCUCAUGCCAAAGCUGGCCAAUCGUUGAAGGUGGCACCGGUGGUUCCCAAAGAUGAAGAUAAGAAAAAGAAGCGCAAUCUGAUGGAUUUGUUGAAGAAGACCGCUUCCUCGAAAGAGACGGAUAAAUCGUCCCGACAGCACCAUCAGCAUCAGCGUCGGCAGCCCAUGGACAAACUUGAGCAAGAAUAUCAUGAAGCACUGAAGGCACUGAAGAUUGAAGAUUCGAUGAAGCGAGAAUUGAAAUAUUUCAUUGAAAUUUUGGACCAAAAAAUUCGCAAAAAGCAUAACGAUUGCAGCAUUGAAGAAAUUUCGGAAAUCGUACACAAUGGUUACACCAAGUUCCAGGAGUACAUGAACGUUGAAAAUACCAAAUUUGCUAAUGUGUCUCAGGAGACCAAGGAACAGGUGUUGGAUUUCUUCGAGAAAUGCAUUAUGACGAUUAAUCACGGUCGAUUGUUCUCACCCCCGUCAACAACGGAUGAGGAGAAAGAUUCACAGAUACAGAAACGCAUCCGACAGCUGAAUUGGAUUAAUGCAAAACACUUGGUUUGUAGCAUCGACGAGGUGAACUCCGAGGUACGGGAUCUGGUUUAUACGGCCAUCACGGAACUGGUUUCGAUGGACUCUUUUCCGUCGCCUCAGGAGAAACUAGAAUGCAUCAUCCGGUGUUGUCGAAAUAUUUUCAGUCUUUUGAAACAGUCGGUCGGGGGACCGGCCAGUGCCGAUGAGUUUCUACCAGCACUGAUCUUCGUUGUGCUCAAAGCCAAUCCCGUUCGAUUGCAUAGCAACAUCAAUUACAUUACCCGGUUUAGCAAUGCCUCGCGGCUAAUGAGCGGCGAGGGUGGAUACUAUUUCACCAAUCUGUGUUGUGCCAUAUCCUUUAUUGAAAAUUUAACCUCGGAGUCGUUGUCGAUGUCGGUGGACGAAUUCAACGGUUUGAUGAAUGGCGAAAAGACGGGACCUUCGGCAUGGGAAAGCGCUCUGAUGGCAUGCGAGAGUUUGCAUCUGAUUUCGGAGAACAUGAAAACGAUGAAGAAUCUUGGCGCACGAAAUGAGGAAAUUCUGAAAAACAUUGAGGUGCUAAACGGUGAUAUUACGGAUAUGAAUGAGGAGAUCAGCCGCAAGGUCGCCGAAGUUCUCGAACGCACUCCACUAGUUUUGAAGCCAAUCCGCACGCCACGUCGAUUGGAAAAACGCAACGCACAACUGUUCAAUCCGGUCAGUGACCAGCAGACUUCCGAAGGGGGACAUUUUAAAUCAAAUCUCGUAACCGCCAUCAAAGUUGGAGAGGAGAAUGGUUCAGACGAGAAACCGAAAUCAUCGGGUGAAACAAGCCAAAUGCCGCAACAGACCAACAUCGACGAUCUGGUCAAGAAUUUAUCCGACAGUCUGGUGGCACCCCUUGUGUCGGUUGAGUGUGAAAAGGAUCCACUCCUAGUUCCAUCACCAUACCUUGGAAUGAGUGCCAGUAACUCUGCGGAUUUGUUAUCAUCUUCACCGGUGUUCGAUUAUAACAAGGUUUUCGAUACACAGUCUUUGGACGACAUCGCCACUCCAGAUGAGCUUGCCAGCAAUUUUAUCAAAGGAAUCCGAAACAUCAAUUACGAUUUCGAUUUCUCCGAUCACAGUGGCGACAAUAGUGUUGCGGAAGAAUUGGAUGCUAGAGCAUCCGUAUCGGCGCCUCCCGUGAGCAUGUAUGACUUGGAAGAAUUCGACCCGUUGAUUACCAAGAAUCGUGAGGAAAAACUAUCUUCGCUUCCGCUUCAGAGCACCAGCGUCAACCCAACGCCCGCUGGCAAUAUUCUAGAUGAGGAUUCACCCCGAGCACUGUUGCUUGAGUCACCAAUCAAGCCAAUUAUGGCCGAAUAUAAAGGCUUCUCUGUCCAAGGAUGCAAUAUUCCCACAAUUACCUGCGCCGCUGGCGAUAUGGGAGCUUUCAGCGUGUCGCCGAAAGGUCAACCACAGAAACAGCAACAACAAUCCGACAUAACGAACGGAGGAAGUCUGAUUUGAACUGGAUACUGGUGCGAUAUUUGUAGAAUACAUUUUAUUUGUUGUUAAUGAUGUAUUAUAUACAUGUUGUCUCUCCUGUAACCAUAGUCUGAUUAUAGUUCCACAUACAAA
Toxorhynchites rutilus septentrionalis is the source of this 2557-nucleotide messenger RNA. RefSeq names its product rab5 GDP/GTP exchange factor (gene Rabex-5). Lineage: Eukaryota; Metazoa; Arthropoda; Insecta; Diptera; Culicidae. Gene Ontology annotation, molecular function: small GTPase binding; guanyl-nucleotide exchange factor activity; zinc ion binding. Gene Ontology annotation, cellular component: cytosol; endocytic vesicle. The transcript has 4 exons. Gene Ontology annotation, biological process: vesicle-mediated transport. Bases 191 to 2446 code for a protein of 751 amino acids. The record is from RefSeq and is a predicted model, not a curated record.